This is a messenger RNA of Bolinopsis microptera, 1200 nucleotides long. RefSeq lists its product as uncharacterized. The record is from RefSeq and is a predicted model, not a curated record. The transcript is spliced from 3 exons. NCBI's taxonomy places the organism in Eukaryota, Metazoa, Ctenophora, Tentaculata, Lobata, Bolinopsidae. Bases 41 to 847 code for a protein of 268 amino acids.
UAUAACAAAUACUUUGAAGAAGAACAAUCAGCUUCUUCUAAUGGCUUCUCAAGUAAACAAGAUACUUGGAUUUAUGUUCUUAUUAGCUUCAGUAUCAAGUACUAACAACUCGCCCAGAAAUAACAUCAUAGACGAAGACGAUGUGGCUGACCUCAAGGAUUUACUCCACUCAUCAAUGCAGAGCAUAAUCUUACUAAACGACCUCGUUACUAAGCUCACGGAAAAUGUUUCUGAUCUGACCAUCUCAUUUGCUGAUACCAAAGCCGAUAUGCGAAACCUGAAGACCACAGUUGAGGAAGAGAGGGCGAACCUGAAGACUUCCGUUGAGGAAAAGAUGACCAACCUGAUGACCUCAGUCGAGGAAGAUAUGGCUGACUCGAAGACUUCAGCUGAGGAAAAGAUGGCGAACCUGAAGACCACAGUUGAUAGUGAAAUGGCGAACCUGAAGACCUCAGUUGAGGAAGACAUGGCGGACCUAAAAGCUGCCCCUAGGGAGGUGAUGAUAGUGAGUGGGGAGGAAGAAGCAGGUGAGGCUGGAUGUGCUAGAGUAUGUUCUGGAACCACUGGUCGAGGCACCACAAAUUGGAUUGAUGCUUCUUCUACCAGUGUCCGGGUGAGUGUGGACAUUAGCGACUGCGGGUUUGUCAAGGUACCAACUGUCACCACCUCGGUUGAGGGAAACUUUUAUCAUUGUAAAGCUACUGGUCUUGCUGCAGUCUACACCACAACCACAACAUCUUUUGAUAUGGUUGUAGGUGGACCAUCAUCAUCGUAUUAUCCAGUUGGAGGAAGGGCUGCGUCCUGGGGUUGGAAUGUAGAAUGGAUAUCUGUUGGAUACAUCUGCUAAUAUAAUUCAAACUGAAAAGAAUAAACUAGACUUCUUCUGGUGGGACUGUUUGAUUAUUGACUUGGCGAAUAUUCCGAUAAAAAGUGUUUUUUAUCGUGUUUCUUUCUUGCAUGAUAUAAUCUAUGGGGUCAUGACCUAUCUUCUUGUAUAUCUAAUACUAUAACUAUUGCUGGAUAAAAGUAAUAACUGGCCAAGUCGUCACGUUAAAUUCCUUGUCAUCGCCUUCAUCGUUUUAAGAGUAUCAUGUUUUUAUUUUACGGUUGAUAAUUUGUUGAUAUUUUAGCUAGGAGAAAGCACAACGCACUUUUAGAGCCGAUGUUAAGCUUUUAAAGUGAAUUCUACUGGAAGUUUAU